Molecule: messenger RNA, 543 nt
Organism: Camellia sinensis
Lineage: Eukaryota; Viridiplantae; Streptophyta; Magnoliopsida; Ericales; Theaceae
Source: RefSeq, a predicted model, not a curated record
AUGAAGGUUUUCUCCAACAAUAUGGGAAAGAAAUCUGAGCCCGUCAUAACAAAAUGCAAGGAGAGCGAAAACUGGACAAAAGUUACAUUUAAGCCUGACUUAGCAAAAUUCAAUAUGACUCAUCUUGAAGAUGAUGUUGUUGCCCUGAUGAAAAAGCGGGUGAUUGACUUGGCGGGAUGCCUUGGAAAGACUGUGAAGGUUGAGCUUAAUGGGCAACGUAUUCCAAUAAAGUCUUUUCUUGACUAUGUUAAUCUCUACCUUCAAUCUGCCUCCAAAGCCAGACUAGAUGCCCUCCCAGGUGGAAUGGAGUACUUGCAUCAAAACAACAUAAUUCACAGGGAUCUUAAGACAGCAAAUUUGCUUAUGGAUAAUGACAAAGUUAUUAAUCAUCAACCAUACGAUCAGAAAGCGGACAUAUUCAGUUUUGCUAUUGUUCUGUGGGAGCUUGUCACCGCUAAGGUUCCAUAUGAUACGAUGACUCCUUUACAAGCUGCCCUGGGAGUGAGACAGUUUUGGUUGUUUGUAUAUCAAGUUAUAUCAUAA